Symbiodinium sp. CCMP2592 is the source of this 831-nucleotide messenger RNA. The record is from the annotation of a GenBank genome assembly. Lineage: Eukaryota; Dinophyceae; Suessiales; Symbiodiniaceae.
AUGGCCCAUGUUCUUUUGCCGUUUGAGGAUGUGCAGUCCUCAAAUUCACGUGCCUAUGGUGCCGCUCUAGCUGAAAAAGAUGGCGUGAGUGGCGCGAAUUGUGAGAGAGAUGAGCUGAACCUUACCCAGCUCACCAUGAUCACUUUGCUGGGCGAAGCAAAGAAGCAGAUUGGCUGGACAGAACAGGAGGCCACAUCUGCGGCGACGGCGCAACCAGCCCAGACAAGUUGCAUCAGGCACCCUCCCGCAGUGACAUUUUCAAGAUCCACCGACGAAGUGAAGGCUUUGGCAGCAAAGAUUCGAAUGCCUGCCAAGUCGUUUCAGACUUCCAACCCUCCAUCGAGUUCCACAUCGCGCUGCCCCACAGCAGAAGGUCUUGCACAACAGUUCGUAGCGGCCAUCGGCCAAGUCCCUGGCCCGCUCCAAGUUUUCUCAGCAGCCAAGUUCUGCGUUGCAGAAUGGAGAAUCGCUGUGAGUAGACUGGGGAAAGAGCGGCAGAUUGUCUCUCACCAGAUACCGGUCAAAACAUCGUCCAGCGCAGACGAAAGCAUGUUCGUGGUCAUCCUCCGACACGUGAAGCAGGGCAAAGGUCAAGUAUCGCAGAUGGAGAUCAAAUGCCAGCAAGUACAGAAUCCCAAUGCUAGUUUUUGGAUUUCCUUUCGGGUCACCGUCGGUUCAAGGACCCACAGCGGAUGCCAUGACUUUGCCAAUAAUUGCGUGGCGAGACUGCGCGACCCAAGAACGGGCUCUCCACAAUCGUGGAACUUGAACGCAAACCAGGACAAGGAUGGAUUUGCGCGGAUCAUGCUAGAAAUCGUCACGGAACAAUGA